GAGACGUUGUCUCGGAUUUCCCUCGAUAUAGAACCGAAUUAAGUUGUUUUAACAAGUUUGAAACAGUUUAGAGGUGUAUAUUAAUUUUUCUAAAUGCAUAAUCUUUUCUGAAAAUAUUUUUUUAGCCCCCCCGCUCUUCAAACGAAACCAAGCAAAGCCUAACUCCCUCCCACCCAUUAUUGAAGUGUAAUUUAGGGGAUUUUUUUGAAAAUCCAACAUUUUGGGGUUGUUCAAGGCUGAGUUAAUGGUGUUUGACUUAGACUCGCAGUAUAGAAGUGGUUUAGAGUAGAAAUUGAGUGAAGUAGAUGUUGGGUUGGGUAUUGCAAUGAACGGAUGUGAAAGGUGUUAGGUAAUGAGAAUAAGUUUACGAUGAUAACUUGCGUAUUUCAUAAUUUUUAUUGGAUGUUUUGGUUGAUGGACCGUUUAAUAAUAAAGCAAGUUUUAGGAUUUACCAUUUCUUCGUUUGCAAAAGAGCUAUUUCUUAAUGCAAUGAUAAAUUGAAGAAACAAUAUUUCACUUGAAUUUUGAUGAUGACGUUGUUUCUGAUGGCUUAACCAAAUAAAUACUUAUUUUAAAUACAAGUAAUGUUAUGAUAAAACACGAAACGUCUAGUAAGAGAAGGUUAGCUCCAAGUUAACUAAUUUGCGCAAGUCGAGUAUUUUUUUAUUGCUGUCUUCGAGGCGGGUCAUACAUCUCAACUUGGGACAUGUAGCUACAGCCGUCAUUAACGCAUGGACAAUUUAAUAAAUCACAGUCUUCGAUGAACGUCUAAAGUCAGUUGAAAGGGUUAACUCUGCUUGCUAUGAACGCACUCCUGUGGGGAAUUCAGUCGUAACAAUCUGGCAACGCUGGCUUUAGCUGAUUUUUAGGUUAGGUUUGUUGAACGGUAAAAACCAAAUAUAAACAACAAAGUUUAUAAAAAAAACCUAUAUAUUCUUUAGAAAUGUCAGAAGAUAUAGAGUUUAGUGACAAAAAUGAAGAUUCUUCAAGUAUGACAUCCCAGGAAAAACAAAUGAAUGAAUCGGACCUUUCCAAGCAACUUGAUGCUGAUAAAUCAGAAAAAAAGAACGUUGAGGCUGGCAAUUGUUAUUGCGGCAAAGACCGAAACUUGAACAUAAUAGAACUCCUGUGUGCCAACUGCAAUAGAUGGUUCCAUGAAUCCUGUAUAGGGUACCAAUUAGGGAAGCUUGUACCAUUUUUGACGAACUAUGUAUUUUUGUGUAAGAAUUGCUCACCUACAGGACUGGAGACUUUUAAGAAAAGUCAAGCUCAAACAUUUCAAAUGUGUAUCACAGCUAUAGCAAACUUACAACAAUCGAGUCUGAAAGAAGGCACAAACAAAACAAUGUUCAGCAAAGAUAAGGAGAUCAUUCCUUAUCUAGAAUAUCACUGGGAGGCACUGACCACUACUCCAAGAAGAGUCACCACAUCUUGGCAUGUCACAGUUACGAAAGCACUCAUCAAAGAUAUCCACAUUCUGUUUGUUUUUGAAGAUCAUCCUGAUGAUGGGCAUAUGUAUGGACUGAUCAAUUCUGAUCUCACUCAUAUUAAGCCUAAUUAUGAAGCUAUGAUAAAAGGAGGGACUUUAAAAGUCACAGAUAUGGGUAUUCAACAUGUUCCAGUUUCUGGCGGAGUUAAAUCUCGAAAUGCCAAGAGGAAAUUCUUUGGAGAUGUUGGUGCUCAAGGAAAGAAGGGAAGAGGAGUAGAUUUGGGUGCUCCAAAGUUACCAGCUCAUGGCUAUCCUUUAGAUCAUCCAUUUAAUAAGGAUGGAUACAGAUAUUUGCUUGCAGAGCCUGAUCCACAUGCUCCAUUCAGACAGGAAUUUGAUGAAAGCUCAGAUUGGGCUGGCAAGCCUAUUCCUGGUUGGCUAUACCGUACUUCCAUUCCUGGUACUGUCCUUUUAGCAUUACAUGAUAGAGCACCCCAGCUUAAGAUUUCUGAAGACCGGUUGGCAGUAACUGGAGAAAAGGGGUAUUCUACAGUCCGCGCGACACAUUCUGUCAGUAAGGGAAUUUGGUACUUUGAGGCCACAGUUGAUGAGAUGCCUGAGGGUUCUGCAACUAGAAUGGGCUGGGGUCAAGACUAUGCCAACUUGCAGGCACCAUUGGGAUAUGAUAAGUUUGGUUACUCAUGGAGAUCAAAGAAGGGAACUAAGUUUCAUGAAUCACAUGGGAAACAUUACAGUUCAGGUUAUGGUGAAGGCGACACAUUAGGCUUUAUGAUUGUGUUGCCUCAAAACAAUAGUACAAAAUUGCUGCAAAAUACUUAUAAAGACAGGCCUCUAGUCAAGUUCAAGAGUCAUCUGUACUACGAAGAUAAGGACAACGUACAAGAACGAUUGAAAUCUCUUAAACCAUUACCAGGCAGCAAGAUAUUGUUUUUCAAAAAUGGUGAAUGUCAAGGAGUAGCAUUUGAGGGCAUAUACCAAGGAGCCUAUUAUCCUACAAUCUCUCUGCACAAAAAUGUUACUGUGUCUGUAAAUUUUGGACCUACAUUUAAGUGCACACCAUCGACAGAUUUGAAUUAUAAACCUAUGUCUGAUAGAGGAGAAGAGGCAAUUUGUGAUCAGACCCUUGCAGAUUUAAUCUAUCUGACAAAGAAUGAUGGUAAACUGAGACUUGACAGUUUCGUUCUCUGACACUGAAGCAUGCUUGGUUUUGCAUAGGUUAUCCUCAACAGCUGAUUAUAAUAAAUUGGUAUUAAGUUAAAAAUGGAAAGGUUGCAAUUUCAAAUACAAAAUGUACUGUUUCAUAUUCUGGUUAUGAUAUUGCAAUGCUAUAAUAUUGUAUGUGAUUCUAUCAGUUCAAUUGUGCUGCGCCUCAAUAAAAAAAAAAAGUUGAUUAUAUUCAUUAAAUCAAUAAUACUGUUCUUGGUAGGGCAGUACAUCAUUAUUUUUGUCUAAUUAGCCUAAUUGAUUGUUUUUUAUAAAUUAUACAAUGC
Molecule: messenger RNA, 2940 nt
Organism: Acanthoscelides obtectus
Lineage: Eukaryota; Metazoa; Arthropoda; Insecta; Coleoptera; Chrysomelidae
Source: the annotation of a GenBank genome assembly